Molecule: messenger RNA, 930 nt
Organism: Thermothelomyces thermophilus ATCC 42464
Lineage: Eukaryota; Fungi; Ascomycota; Sordariomycetes; Sordariales; Chaetomiaceae
Exons: 1
Biological process (GO): regulation of transcription by RNA polymerase II
Cellular component (GO): nucleus
Source: RefSeq, a predicted model, not a curated record
AGCCUGAGCUUCCGCAAGCACCAGACCCUGCAGCGGCACGUCCGCGUCGCCCACCUCGGCCUGGCCGCCUUCGUCUGCGCCGCCGAGGAGGGCUGCCGGGCCGGCUUCGACACGGCCGGCGCCCUGCGCCGCCACGUCGAGCGGGAGCACGGCGAGGUGCGCUUCUGGUGCGAGGAGUGCGCCGGCGACGGCGCCGGCGACGGUGACGUGCGCAGGGUCGGCUUCCGCACCCUGCCGCAGCUGCAGGCCCACAUGCGCAAGGAGCACGUCGACUGCCUCUUCUGCGACGUCCGCUGCGGGAGCCAGGCCGACCUCGAGAGGCACGUGGACAUGUACCACUCCGGCACCACGGUCGAGGACCGGAAGACGGUCGGCUGCACCUGGGAAGGCUGCGGCAAGAAGUUCACCAGGGUCUCGAACCUCAACACCCACAUCCGGACCGCGCACGAGGGCCUGCGCUUCGUCUGCGGCCAGGUCGACACGUACCAGACCGACGACAUUGCCGACUGGAACUGGAGGGAAGAAGGCUGCGGCCAGACCUUCGUCAGCAAGCUGAAGCUGGAGGAGCACGUGCGCUACGUGCACCUGGGAAGGAAACGGCCGCCGAACCAGUACACGGUCAAGUCGGCGCGGCCGGGCGAGGAGGACGAGAUGUCGGCCGCCGUGCCGACGCGGACCAUUCCCUGCUCCGUCGAGGGCUGCGGUGCCAAAUUCGUCCGGCAUGCCGAUCUCGACAAGCACUUGCAGAAGAACCACCCGAUCUCGCAAGAGGACGUCAUCGAUCCGCGCCUGCAGGAGGCCGACGGCAACCGAGAGCAGUUCUGGAUCGAGUCCGCCAUUCCUGCCGUGGAGGAGCCGAGCUUCGACUCGGAUUGGGCCGAGAUGCGGCGCCUGAUCGACUUGGACGCGCUGGUGGAUGCGAAGGAAUGA